AAAAAAAAAAAACAGGACGAUUUGUCUAAUGUUGAUGACGUAUUUUUUAGCGCGCCUCACCUCUUAAUACCAAUACACAAUACAUCCAUGAGUAGGACUGUUGUUUCUAACGAUACUCUAAACCUCUUAAACUCAUCACCGCAAAUUUAACGGUAUCCAUCACUGAUGUCUCAACAACCACAACAAACGGCGCCCUCUGCCCCGGACUCACCUGCGCUGGUGGUCACCAGUAACGUGCAGAAAUACGCCAUCAAGAAGAAGAAAGUCCUCAGUGCUGAAGAGGCAGAGCUGUUUGAAGUAACCCAGGCUGCAGGCAUCACCAUGGACCAAGAGGUCUUCAAGAUCAUAGUGGACCUGUUAAAGAUGAAUGUGGCUCCUCAAGCAGUCUUCCAGACUCUGAAGGCGAUGUGUGCAGGCCAGAGGGUAGCUGACAGCUGCGGCGGCGGGGAGACUUCAACUGCCUCCCACACCACUAGCAUCACCACAGCACCAACAGAGGCAAGAGAAGAAGACUCUUUGGUCUCUGGAAAGAGCCCUAAGCCUCCUGCAGCUCCCCCCUCAGCGUCUGUCCCCAGAGCCACAAGGGUCAACACUAAGAUUGUGGUCUACGGCCCCCAAGACGCUAGCGCUCCUCACUCUCAAGUGCGCGGUAAAGCUGGAGCGAGCCACGGCGAGAAGAGCAGAGAGGCGUCCAGCCAGCGAGUGCAGCGGCAGCCCAGCGCCACCAGAGGGCAGAAGACUAAGAGCUCCGGCAGCAGCAGUUCCUCCUCUCAGAUAAACUCCACAUGAGACCUCAGGUCAAUAUAUGUACGGAAGAGGAUUAGGGACACAUGGAAAAAUGCAUUGAUUACUGAGUUUAAUGUCAGCAUCCUGAGAAUAAAGUCAGAAUUCUGAAAAUAAAGUCAGAAUUCAAAAAACAAAAAAACAAAUUUUGACUUAAAAAAAAAAUUGUCAGAAUUCUGAGAAUAAAGUCAGAAUUCUGACUUUAAUCUCAGAACUCAAAUACUUUUUUUCACACGUGGCCCUAAUCCUCUACUGUAAAUAUGAGACCGUUUGUAAAUAUGUAGUUUUCUUUACAUUUAAGUUAUCUGUGUGCUUGACUGUUCAAUGUGUUUUAAAGGGUUGGUUUACCUAAAUUACAAAAAAAUUGUUAAUGCUGCUUACAGUAUUGGAAUCUAAAAAAUCCGUCUUUCCAUAAACAAUGUCCAGAUAACCUAGGAUCAGUGGGUUUUCAUAGUCAGCACUGUUGUUUUCUUUUAGCCUGUAUUUGUGUUUUACAUUUUGGCAAAUUGGCACCACUAAAAAUAUGCCAUUUAGCUUUUAGCAGCUCCUGUUUGCAGUGUACCCAUGUAUAUCCAGACAACUAUCACUGGAUUAGUCCAGAAGUUAUAAGGAGCAUCUUUUUUUCCCUAGGAUUUCUAAGUGGAUUUAUGGACAUUUAUCUAAGAGAGACAUCAGAUAUAAUGAUAUCCUCGAAAAGUGUACGUCACACUGGAUCUAAAAUAUGUGUACCAUGUCUGUGUGUUUAGAUUUGACUGAGAUGUCGUUAAUCGGGUGCUAAAGUACCUUUUAAUUUCCUUUCACGUCAUGCCUAACGGGGCCUCUGGAUAAUUCACAAACCUCACUGUGAACAGUUUUUGUAGGGACUAUUUCUUUGAUUCAACACACAGUUCCAUUGAAAACCGUUUACAGUGAGGUCAGCCUCAUCUUAAAUAGAUAUCUUAAAACCUUGAAUUUUCUUUUGUAAUUUGGGUAAACCAAUCCUUUAAAGUUCUAACAUAAUGUAAGGAGGUCCUGAGUGUCUCCUCACUCACUCUCGUUCUUACUGGAAGGUCUGCAAAGUUUUGUUGCCUUGUAACUUUUAUGAGACAGGCAGAAAAGAAGAAAAAAACAAAUAAAUAUUUACAUUUUCUACUGAAAAAUGUAAACAUCUGUAUUCAAUAUGCAACUUUUUAUAAAGUGAUUCAUCUUUAAUAAAUCCAAUAACAAUA
Messenger RNA from Sander lucioperca (pikeperch), 1991 nucleotides. It is a transcript of the gene mzt2b, whose product is annotated as mitotic spindle organizing protein 2B. The transcript is spliced from 5 exons. Gene Ontology annotation, cellular component: spindle; centrosome. Bases 166 to 789 code for a protein of 207 amino acids. NCBI's taxonomy places the organism in Eukaryota, Metazoa, Chordata, Actinopteri, Perciformes, Percidae. The record is from RefSeq and is a predicted model, not a curated record.